Molecule: messenger RNA, 798 nt
Organism: Symbiodinium natans
Lineage: Eukaryota; Dinophyceae; Suessiales; Symbiodiniaceae
Source: the annotation of a GenBank genome assembly
AUGCGCCGCAUUUGUGAGGCCGGGGUGCAGGGGAUGCGUCAUCCGAAUGUUCCGGGUCUCCGAGCGAGAGCGACGGCGAACAGCCGCACGCCGGGCGCCUUGGACAAGCUGGAUUUGGUGGCACGCCUCAACGAAGAUGGCCCAGGUUCCACUCGGUCGACCGCCUCCACGGCAUCGUUUGGCUCUCUUUCGCCGUCGUCGGCGCCGUCGGAUGAUGAGGCCACCGAGAAAUAUGCCAGCAACCAUGAGAUUGAGUGGUUUUUGGAGGCUGCGCAGCGACAUGGCCUUGACAGCUCGGGCAGGGCCUCGUGGCUGCAGCGGGCUAUGCGCACACUGGACUUGGAACCGUGCACGGCGGCCUCGACAGAGGAUGAGGAGGAGGACGAGCUCCGCCACAAGCUGGUUACGGCCAUCAUCAACGCAGAGCGCCACGCAAAAGUGUCGGAGGCCUUGCACGAGGUGCUCGGAGAUGCAGCCACCUUUGGCGAGAAGGAUUUGGAUGACAUCGUCCGGCCGCGACAACGAAGCAUUAAUUUCAAAGAUUCUGACAUUCGCUUCUUCAUUAUCGACCCCGAGGAUGAGGCGAUGAGGGAAGAGUACUGCCGACCUUUGCGAACCAAGGCCUUUGACGGCCCCAGCGGCCACAAAGCCCGGAAGGCCUCGUGCUUCGAGGAGGGGCUUGACUCUUCCGACGAUGAGAGCGAUGAGGAAGACGAUGACUGGAAAGACCAGUGUGACGAAGUGGCUGACCUGAUGGGUCAGCAGCGUCAGAUGGUUUUGUGGUCAGGAUCUUGGUAG